UCAAUGUUUGAAACCCUAAAAACACAAUCUCCUAUCAAUCUCUGUGAACACGAUCUGUACGUGUGUUCCACUUUGGUCAUCUUGAUCUGUAAGGUUAUAAUCAAAGGAUUAAACAUUUUUAGUAGUCACUAUAUCUCAGUUGUCUUUUAAAAAUAAUCCUCUUCAGAGGUUUCUGGAGAUAUGACCCUCAGAAAGUUGAUUGGCUGAGCUUCAUGCCUCCUUCUGUAUAUAAACUGAAGCAUCAUUAAGCUUGUUUAUCUUUAUUUUUUUGUCUCCUGCUGCGUCUAAACAACAACAACAGAGAUGUGGAAGUGUGCUUUUCCUUUCUUUGCAGCCCUGCUGACUGUUGGAUCCGCUCAGGUUCCAGGAGGUCCGACAGACAUCAACGCAAAUGACCCGGAAGUCCAAGCUGCUCUGAAGUUUGCUAUGAAAGAAUACAACAAGGGUUCCAGCGACCAGUACCUCUACGUAGUGGUGGAUGUGAUCAGUGUUCAGGGACAGGUGGUUGCAGGUUACAAUUACUUCCUUACUGUGAAAAUAGCCAAAACUCUGUGCAGAAAGAACUCCAAUGUUUCAGGGUGUUCUGCCAUCACAAAUUCACCCAUGGCCAAGACUUACGAAUGCACAUUCAAAGUGUUCGAACCCCUAUUCGGCAAUGAUAUGCAGCUGACGGAACAGCAGUGCCACCAGCUGCAUUCUCAACCAAGACGGAGAUCCUAAAGAUGCCCAACUUUGUUUAGUCUGUUCAGUUUAUAACUGAUAACACUGAUUUAUGUUAAGACAACUGUCUUGUAAUGUCGGGCUAUACAAAUAAAACUGAAUUGAACUGAA
Oryzias latipes (Japanese medaka) is the source of this 831-nucleotide messenger RNA. RefSeq names its product cystatin-like. The record is from RefSeq and is a predicted model, not a curated record. Gene Ontology annotation, molecular function: cysteine-type endopeptidase inhibitor activity. Lineage: Eukaryota; Metazoa; Chordata; Actinopteri; Beloniformes; Adrianichthyidae. Gene Ontology annotation, cellular component: vesicle; cytoplasm.